Etheostoma cragini (Arkansas darter) is the source of this 1048-nucleotide messenger RNA. RefSeq names its product macrophage mannose receptor 1-like. The coding region runs from base 52 to 870 and encodes 272 amino acids. The record is from RefSeq and is a predicted model, not a curated record. Lineage: Eukaryota; Metazoa; Chordata; Actinopteri; Perciformes; Percidae. The transcript has 6 exons.
CUGCACAUUUGCAGUCACACACAGACGGAGAGGAACUGAGAUGAGACAAAGAUGGAGAAAGUUCUUCUGAGCAUCAUCAUUGCUGUGUCAGGGCUGAGUGCUGUCUCAUCACCAGCAGGACGCCAGCAUUAUUUUGUGUAUGACCAGAAGAACUUUACUGAAGCCCGACGUUACUGCAGAGAGAAAUACACAGACCUGGCAACUAUAGACAACAUAGACAAUGUGAAGACCCUGAACAACAUGGCAGAUCUAAGCAGAAUGGUCAACUCCUCAUACAGCUAUCGAGCCUGGAUAGGGCUGUACGAUGACGUGGACAGCUGGAAGUGGUCCCUGUCUAAUUCAAGUUUCUACAAACCCGGGGGGACGGAGUUCAGACUGUGGGGGACGGGAGAACCGAACAAUGAAUUUGGUAACGAACACUGUGCAGAGAUGAAUAUUACGGGGCUAUGGAACGACAUCGACUGUGAACGGUCCAGGAGGGCGGUCUGCGUAGACGUCACAGGGCCAAAGGAGACUUUUAACCUCACCCCCAUGUCCAUGAACUGGACCCAGGCCCAGAGCUACUGCAGAGACCACCACACAGACCUGGCCAGCAUGAGAAACAUGACGGAGAACCAGAAGGUACGUGACGUAGCUGCAGGAUACCGAGUCUGGAUCGGCCUGUCCAGAGACUCCUGGAAGUGGUUGGAUGGAAGCAAGUCUUCAUUCAGGUACUGGAGUGAGAAAACAAAGGAACCCAACAACAGUGCGGGGGACGAGGCUUGUGUGAAUGCACACUUCAUAGACUCUGGGAAAUGGGAAGACUUUCCCUGUUACGAGAAGAGAGUGUUCAUUUGCUACGGUGAGUGGCUGUUUCAAAGAAAGUGCUGAAAGUGAAGUUUGAGAACCAGAACCAUCUGAAUCUGAGCAACCCUGCUGUGAUGGAGGCCAUGUUGAAGCAGCUCCAACAGAAGGCCCGGGACCGGGGGCUGGACCAGGACAUCAGACUGAGCUGGAGGAAGCAGGCCGAUGGACAGGUCUUCCACGAGGAAGAGACGGAGGAAAAGAA